AUGAGGAGUUUCAGUGGGUUGGUUUUGUCAGUCACUUUAACACUAGUAUUAUUAGCCACCAGAACUUGUACACAGCCACAGCAACCACAGCAAGGGCAGGUGCCUUGUUUUUUCAUUUUUGGGGACUCAUUGGUGGACAAUGGGAACAACAAUAGGUUGCUUACACUUGCUAGGGCUAAUUACAGGCCCUAUGGCAUUGAUUUUCCGCAGGGCACCACUGGUCGAUUUACCAAUGGUCGAACAUACGUUGAUGCCUUGGCUCAACUUUUUGGAUUUCCAAAUUACAUUCCUCCCUAUGCGAGAACUAGGGGUCCAGCACUUUUAAGGGGUGUGAAUUAUGCAUCUGGUGCAGCUGGGAUCAGAGAUGAAACCGGAAACAAUCUGGGGGAUCACAUGUCAAUGAACCAACAAGUAGGCAACUUUGGCACGACAGUGCAAGAAAUGAGGAGGUAUUUCAGAGGAGAUAACAAUGCAGUCACUAGUUAUUUAAGCAAAUGCAUCUUCUAUUCUGGGAUGGGAAGUAAUGAUUAUCUCAACAACUAUUUCAUGUCCGACUUCUAUUCGACUAGCCAUGAUUACACUACAAAAACUUUUGCUGCUCUACUUCUCCAGGAUUACACACGUCAGUUGACUCAAUUAUAUGCCUUAGGAGCUCGGAAAGUGAUUGUAACAGCAGUUGGCCAAAUUGGCUGCAUUCCCUAUGAGCUUGCACGGUAUAAUGGUAACAACAGCCGCUGCAAUGAAAAAAUCAACAGUGCUAUUUCUUUAUUCAACUCAGGACUCCUCAAGCUAGUUCAAAGUUUCAAUAAAGGCCAAUUGCCUGGAGCUACAUUUGUAUUCCUCGAUUCCUAUAAAAGCUCUAGUGAUCUGUCUCUCAAUGGAACCUCCUUAGGAUUUGAAGUGGUGGACAAGGGAUGUUGUGGAGUUGGGAGGAACAAUGGGCAGAUAACAUGUCUUCCUCUUCAACAACCAUGUCCGGAUCGCAGUAAAUACUUAUACUGGGAUGCCUUCCAUCCGACUGAAGUGGCAAACAUCUUGCUGGCUAAAUCAACGUAUAGUUCCCAAUCUUACACUUAUCCAAUGAGCAUACAGCAAUUGACAAUGUUGGAAGAAGUUAAGACACCUCGGAUACAGCAUAGAAAAUCACAGCAGAGAGCAAAGCAUCAAAAGAGGUUUUCUUGCAAGGGAUUAUCAGCAAAACCAAAUCAAAGUAGUUGCAUUAAUGGCAGCGAUUAG
Molecule: messenger RNA, 1236 nt
Organism: Dovyalis caffra
Lineage: Eukaryota; Viridiplantae; Streptophyta; Magnoliopsida; Malpighiales; Salicaceae
Source: the annotation of a GenBank genome assembly